Molecule: messenger RNA, 3461 nt
Organism: Nannospalax galili (Upper Galilee mountains blind mole rat)
Lineage: Eukaryota; Metazoa; Chordata; Mammalia; Rodentia; Spalacidae
Gene: Slc35c1
Product: solute carrier family 35 member C1
Exons: 2
Coding region: 481-1617 (378 amino acids)
Biological process (GO): GDP-fucose import into Golgi lumen; protein O-linked glycosylation via fucose
Cellular component (GO): Golgi apparatus
Molecular function (GO): antiporter activity
Source: RefSeq, a predicted model, not a curated record
CCCGCCCUGGAGGCAGCCUGGAACGUCCGGCUACUCCUCCGGCUGCUCCAGAGCCGGCGCCGGGACUGGUAGCCCCCAUAGGCCUCGCGCCUACCCGGCCCCCGCCAGUGUCCUGGGACCCCAGUCCUGAGCAUCUAUGAUCUCCUGCACCCGGCUUUCCAUCAUCCGGCAUCCCGCCCUCCGUUCGGUCCCCAUGCACUUCCGUUUGCUUCUGCUCUCACCAUCCCCUUUUUCCUCUUCCUCCACCCUGCCUUUCUGUCUCUCUUUCUUCCUAUCUCCUUGCCAUUCCUAUUAGUCCCCAGCCCCCUGUCCCCAAGCAGGCCAUAGCUGUCUUGGCCAGGCCUUUUUCCUUCUCUUGGUCUUGUCUCAUGAGCCCCCAAAACAGAACUUCAUCCAAAACGGAAGAGACCGUUGUUAGGUCUCCCCCAUAUGACAAUUGAGGGCUGCACACCCACGGCUUAGGGCCCUGUACUCCAGGGCAUGCAUUCUGGCCGUGGGAUGACCCAGUCUUCUGCCACCAUGAACAGGGCACCUCUGAAGCGGUCCAGGAUCCUGAGAAUGGCACUGACCGGAACCUUGGGUGCCUCUGGGGAGGCAGAAAUAGACAGCCGAGACAAGCCGUUUCUGCUGCGGGCGCUGCAGAUAGCAUUGGUGGUCUCUCUCUACUGGGUCACCUCCAUCUCCAUGGUGUUCCUCAACAAGUACCUGCUGGACAGCCCCUCCCUGCAGCUGGACACCCCCAUCUUCGUCACCUUCUACCAGUGCCUAGUGACCUCUCUGCUGUGUAAGGGCCUCAGCACACUGGCCACCUGCUGCCCUGGCACGGUGGACUUCCCCACCCUGCACCUGGACCUCAGGGUGGCCCGCAGUGUGCUGCCGCUGUCGGUGGUCUUCAUCGGCAUGAUAACCUUCAAUAACCUCUGCCUCAAGUACGUGGGCGUGGCCUUCUACAACGUGGGCCGCUCGCUCACCACUGUGUUCAACUUGCUACUCUCCUACCUGCUGCUCAAGCAAACCACUUCCUUCUAUGCCCUGCUCACCUGCGGGAUCAUCAUCGGUGGGUUCUGGCUGGGUGUGGACCAAGAAGGAGCGGAGGGCACCCUGUCCCUGACAGGAACCAUCUUCGGGGUGCUGGCCAGCCUCUGUGUCUCGCUCAACGCCAUCUACACUAAGAAAGUGCUCCCCGCAGUGGAUGGCAGCAUAUGGCGCCUGACCUUCUAUAACAAUGUCAAUGCCUGCAUGCUCUUCCUGCCUCUGAUGCUGAUGCUGGGUGAGCUCCAAGCCCUCCUCAACUUUGCCCAGCUGGACAGCGCCCACUUCUGGGUCAUGAUGACGCUUGGCGGCCUGUUUGGCUUUGCCAUCGGCUAUGUGACGGGACUGCAGAUCAAAUUCACCAGUCCCCUAACCCACAACGUGUCGGGCACAGCCAAGGCCUGUGCACAGACGGUGCUGGCUGUGCUGUAUUAUGAAGAGACCAAGAGCUUCCUGUGGUGGGCGAGCAACCUGAUGGUGCUGGGUGGCUCCUCAGCCUACACGUGGGUCAGGGGUUGGGAGAUGAAGAAGACACAGGAGGACCCCAGCCCCAAAGAGGAUGAGAAGAGUGCUAUGGGAGUGUAAGCUCCUUUAGGACCUGGGGUCGAGCUCAAGUGGGGCCAGCACAACACGAAGGCCGCCCCAUGGAGCUGGCUCAGUAUGGCCCUGAGUGGCUGGGUGUGGCCCUGAGCAAUAGUGUUUACAUACCUGGUCAGAAUAUGAUGAUCCAGGAGGGGCUGGGUGUUUCUUGGAAGGCUGCUAAACCUCCUGUCUGCCCCCUUAUCCUGUUUCAGGAAAACCCUACUGGAAAUGGCACCCCUUCCUGCCUCUUCCCAGGAGGCCUCUCUCUCUGCACAGUGGGACCAGCACAGCUUUAAGUGGCAGGAUUGACUGAGUGAUGUCUUGCCUUUCUACACAGGGGAGGUCACAGACAGCUAAAGGGAACUGUGCGAAUCCUCAUCUCUGGUGCCCUGGGCUGGCAGUGUAGGUGCUAUUGAAUCCAGAAGGACCCCAACCUGCCUUUGGAGUGAGGAUAUGGGCUGGUCUGACAUGUGUUAAGAUCAGGCCCCUGAAAUGGUGUGAAGGCUCAACUGUACAUGUGAGCUGCACCCAGGGGUGGUUGGUGAGAAAAUGUUCACCUCCGUAUUUCAUAUUUGCAGCUUUCGAAUGGGACAGAGAACGACACAUCUUUAUAGGUUAAGUAGGAUCAUGAACACUUUCCCAGUCCCUGACCCUAGAUCUACCUGCCUAGUUCCUCUUGGCCCUUAGGCACCACCCACCAUCCUUCUGGUCUCCAGCACCUGGCAUAGCUCCCUGGCUCAGGUAACAGCUUUUUGGACUUGGAGCCAGACCAGAGAGCUGCUGUUCUCCCUUGUCAUCCUCCCUCAGUACCUCCAUCAGCAGUAGGCUGAUGGGCCUGCUCAUAGGUUUCAUUUCUCUGUACUCAGCCCCAGAGCCUGGGUUCUGGGUCUCAUAAAGGAAGUAGACAUUUCUCUCCUUCCUGAGGUUGGGGCUGAAAGAACCUGCUUGUCCCCAGUGUUAACCUGUCAGGUUCCUGUUACAAAAUAGCCUAGACCCAGUGGCCAAAGUGGAUUUCUGACUGUUCUAGAGGCGGCAAAGCCAAGAUGAAAGCACCCGUAGAUCCAGUUUUAGAGGUGGCCCCUUCUCCGCAUCCUGUGGUAGAAACACAGACAAGCUCCCUCAGGCUCUUGUAUAAGAGCAUUGAUCCCUUUUGGGAGGACCUCACUCCAUGACCUGAUCACCCUCAAAAUCUCACCACCUUCAGCAAAAGGAUUCCAACAUGAACUUGUGGGACACAAAUAGACCAUGGCACCCCCACAUCACAGAGUGACUUUCACUGCCCCCAUCUCUCUGUUGGGCCUUUUGUACCACCAUCUCUUGGGGUGAUGACCUUUUGUCUCUAUAGUGAAAAGCUGGGAAGACUGAGGCUUCAGCCUCCACUUCCUGCCUCCCACAAAUCCAGGUGUGUCUAAUGAAGUUUCUGAGCUUCGUGUGAUUUUAACAAGUAAGAGUGAGACUGAGUGGGGUACACAGACCUGUGGGGCCCUCAGAGCCACGCCUGCAGAUUGUAGGUUUGUUGAGAGUUGAGCCCAGCUGGGGUAGGCAGCCUUCCUGAACCUGAAAUCUCUUAGGACAAUGGCUGGUCCAAAUAGCUACUCCAGGAAGUGGGUGGUCAGAAUUCAAAUGUCCAUUAGUACCAACUGCCACUGGCUAUGUGCUUGUUGGGGGCCAGACCUGGUACUGAGUGCUGACCAUCUGUCACUUAUCUUUACAGUCAUCUCCACCCUGUGGGGUGAGAGCCAUCGCUCACCCCCCAUUUUACAGAUGAGGACAGAGAGGCUCAGGAAGAAAAGUGGCAUCAGAAUCCAGAGUGAGAACUCAGCCUUCGGCAGUGCCCUGAACUACCC